Molecule: messenger RNA, 1119 nt
Organism: Nematocida homosporus
Lineage: Eukaryota; Fungi; Microsporidia
Exons: 1
Coding region: 1-1119 (372 amino acids)
Source: RefSeq, a predicted model, not a curated record
AUGGAAAACAAGGCGCAAGAUGAAAUUCAAAGACGAAAGAAAGUCUUCAGGGACUUUUUAGGAUGUAAGCCUUCUACUAAGGUUGAAGGCAUGAAAAGAGAGGCUGUUGAGAAGGUCUUCUUCUUUUCUGAGUCUCAGUUCAAUGAAGUAUGUGAAGAUUUACUGGAAGAGAUUCAGCGCCGAAAUGCCCAGGUAGCCGCUCCUUUAGAAUUCAUUCCGCACUACUCUCUCAAGAGAAACACGAUUCGCGAGCAAAUGUCUCUUUUGGAAAGUGCUGAUAUGCGCUCUUUAGUUGAGGAUGCCUUUCUGGUCUUGAGUCAUAAACAUCCGGACUCGCCUGAGGACCGGCUUGAGUGUCUUAAUGUCCUGGUUGGCGGGUUACAGGAGAUAGUGGCCAGUAAUAUUCCGCAAGACUCGCCGGCUAGUAUUAUGAAGAGUAUUGAAAAUGCCCGCCGGCAAAUUGAAGUAGAGAAAGAUCCGCUAGUUAAGAUGGAGUUCUUUUUGGACACUCUUUCGGAAACUUCUUAUGAUACAUCGCAAUCAACCCAAGAGCUCUUUUCCAUGAUGCGCCAAAGCAUCAAAGAAGAAAAGAAGCGCAUGCAGUACACAGCAACCGUUUCAGCUGAACUUCUGGCGGCUUUAGAACUACUGUGUACCCAAAAAGGAAGAGCAGACUAUCUUGAAACCAUGAAAAAGCAUGAUGAGAUAAACGAUCAUGCAUUAAAAAACCACCACCGCACCAAUACGACCAUUCAAGAGUUCCUACAGAUUUCUAAAUCUCUUACGGACCGAGAAUCACUUCAGAAGGAAAAGAAAGCUCUAGCGGCUCAAAAGGCAGCCGAAUCAUCAGAAAGCAUCACCACUGUAGUUGAGCAAAUCAUUCAAACCUUUGGCGAGAUUGAAUUCUGUAUUGAAAAGAGUCUUGAUCUAAAAAGCCUUCAGAAAAGCACAGCCCGUUUAUUCCAACAUAAGCCCCUCUUGGUUAAAGUCUUCCAAAAGGCCGAUAAGAGUUCCCGGGACAUUGAAAGUCUGCCGGUCAAUGCCAACAUUACGUCCGAACAAGAAGCAAUCACAAUUGCCAAAAGAUACUAUUCCGCCAUUAGUCAAGCCCUUUCGUAA